AUGUCUGAACCCUCAAAAAUAAAAUACAUAUUGGACGAAAAAAGUCCGAAUGUCUUCGUUCUUGAUAUUCAAACAAAAUUGUUUAUGGAUAUCAAAAUUUCCUCCCCCGAGGAAAUCAUGCGUCGUUGUACCAAUCGGGAGUACAAAGACUUAAAAAAUUCGUACAUGGUUUUUAUGAUCGAUUGUCGCGAAGCAUUCAACGCUUCUGCAAAAACAAACAAAAAACUUCGUCAAAUUGCUGAUUUUAAGAAUCCCCCAUCACUUUGGCGGAAUUCUCCAAAGAAAGUUAAGGCAGCAUACGAAAAGGUAUUUAUGGGUUAUAAAAAAUUAGUGCCGAAAGUUCAUUCUUUUGUUCAAUAUUUACCUCAAGGUACAAAUGAGGACAAUGAGGAUGACAACGAACCAAUCGAAAAUACGGAACAAGUUAUUGUCCCGCCUAUUAAUGAUCCAACUUUGUCGCCCGAAGGAAUGGAGUCAAUCAUGAUUACAGGCCAUGGAUCGUCUUAUACAACAGACACACUCACUGAUGAUUUGGCUACAACAAGUACAAGUGUACAACAAAUCAAUAAUAUAAAUUUGAACGAAUCUUAUUAUGUUCUUUCGGAUUGGGAACAUUAUCUUUAUUCUCUUUAUUAUUGA
Funneliformis caledonium is the source of this 639-nucleotide messenger RNA. Lineage: Eukaryota; Fungi; Glomeromycota; Glomeromycetes; Glomerales; Glomeraceae. The record is from the annotation of a GenBank genome assembly.